This is a messenger RNA of Tuber aestivum (summer truffle), 927 nucleotides long. The record is from the annotation of a GenBank genome assembly. NCBI's taxonomy places the organism in Eukaryota, Fungi, Ascomycota, Pezizomycetes, Pezizales, Tuberaceae.
AUGUCGCCGAAUCGUGCUCUACAACGUAAUAUCUCCUUUUAUGAUGCUACCAACCCUCAAGAGGCUCUUGGAGGAGUUGUCCAGAAUGGGUCUAUAACUGAGGCAAAUUUUCUUGACAUCCUCGGAAUCUUACUUGUUGUUGACGGGGUGAGUCCUCUACGUGCUCAAGGGAGGAUGUCGAACCAUAUCGUAUCCAGAAGGGACGUGCCCCUUAAAACAGGGGUAUACAAUAUUUAUUGCGAUGGUAUGUGCUAUAUUUCUCUUAGUUGCUUGGCGGCCCGGGUGCUAAUUUAGUAAGCCUCUAUCCAAAUCAGCAAUGAGCCUUGGAUACAGCGUUUGGUUUCUCGCUUUGCCUAUCGUGAGAAAGAUACAUUCCGCCGUGAGAUCAGUAACCGCGAUCGGAAAUGCGUCAUUUCAGGAAUUGUCAAUCCCGAGAGCAGUAUCCAGGCCGGUAACUGGGCUGGCUUCAAGGCUGCCCAUAUCUUCCCUCUUGAGCGUGAGGGCCAUUGGAUCCAGUAUGACUAUGGGCGGUGGAUCACAGACAUGGAUGAUGCCCCUAGAUCUUCGAAGAUCAGCUCAUCUCAAAACGGCAUUCUCCUCCUGGCCCAUGUCCACCAAGUGUUCCAACAGUACCUCAUUUCCGUUAACCCAGACGACGGUUACAAGGUGGUUGUGUUUGACCUGGACCGGUUUGGGCUUGAUGGUAAAAUUCUGGAUCCCCUGUGUCGAUCCCCAGAUGACCCCCACCAUGCCUCCGAUGAACUCCUUAGAUGGCAUUUCCGGCAAUCAGUCCUUGCGAAUAUGAGAGGAGCAGGAGAACCGAUUUUCGAGCACGACUUCCCACCGGAGACCGAUAUGGUGGGUGAGAUUCUUGCUGGUCACUAUGGGCAAGAGAGGUUUGAUUUGGACAUAACGGAUAGGUUGAGA